Molecule: messenger RNA, 1703 nt
Organism: Sipha flava (yellow sugarcane aphid)
Lineage: Eukaryota; Metazoa; Arthropoda; Insecta; Hemiptera; Aphididae
Gene: Vap33
Product: vesicle-associated membrane protein-associated protein A
Exons: 6
Coding region: 607-1329 (240 amino acids)
Biological process (GO): endoplasmic reticulum membrane organization
Cellular component (GO): plasma membrane; endoplasmic reticulum membrane
Molecular function (GO): FFAT motif binding
Source: RefSeq, a predicted model, not a curated record
CAACAACAGUUGCAGCUGAACAGCUGGUUUUCCACUCGGAACAGGCGAUCGUUUUGUUGUGUUUUAUUUUUCCUCUUUUAAUUAUCAAUUUUUUUGUCGCCGCUACUACUCAUGCGCACGGGUCGGCCGAAGCGCUUUAAUUUCGUAUAGUACUUUUUUUUUCUUUUCGUUCACCAGCCCGUUUCGUUUUUUUCACGGUCGUCGCCAUUCUCUACGACCGCGUUCGACCGACUACAGCGGUCCCGUCUGGUAUCCGUCCCGUCGUCUUACGUCACCCUUGUGUCUGCUGCGCCUGUUUGCGGUGCGAGUGUGUGCGUGUGCGUGUGUGCGUGUUUUCGUGUUGGUGUGCGUGUACGCUGUGUGUACAAGGCGCGCGAGUGUGUGUCCGUGCCUACCGAUUACUUAUCGCUACGUAGCAGUUGAGCAGCAGUAGUAGCAGUAGUAGUAGUAGGAGCAGUGGAAGCAGCGAAACUCGCACUAUCAUUGACAGCCGCUGUCAAACGAUUGUUUAGGGUACUCGUCAAACGGUCACCGUUUGCGUUUUCGCGCGAGCUAAUCCACCACUACUGGUCAGCUCUCCGUACUGCCGAUUGCAUUAACGAAGUUAUGAUGUUGAAAGGCGAACAGUUGUUGGUCAUCGAUCCGCCGCACGAGCUCAAAUUCAAAGGUCCAUUUACUGAACCAGUUCAUACUGUAAUGACACUAAAAAAUCCAAUUGAUAGAAAAGUAGCUUUUAAAAUAAAAACUACUGCACCUAAACGUUAUUGUGUCAGACCAAAUAGUGGUGAACUUGUUCCCAAAGAGAAAGCUGAAAUUUCAGUAAUAUUGCAACCAUUCGACUAUGAUGCCAAUGAAAGAAAUAAACACAAAUUUUUAGUACAGACAGUUGUCAUUGAUCCUGUUGCUGAUUAUGGAGAAGAUGGCAAAACUUUUCAGUGGAGAGAUAUUGACGAAAGUAGAAUAAUGGAUUCUAAAUUGAAAUGUUCAUUUGAAAUGCCUUCAGUCGAACAGUUAUUAGAAUCUAAAAAUAUUCAUGAAGAUAGUACUGCUGUAUUUGAAGCAAAUCCUGAAACGGAAUUACAAAAAGCAGCCACCGAAGUAAAAGAAUUACGAGAAGAAGAAAUCGCUCUAAGACAAGAAAAUAUUAAAUUGAAAGAAGAACUAUUACAGUUGCAAAAUGAGUAUAAUAACCAGCAAUAUCAAAAACGUUCUGUUGGUGGUAGUCAGCAUUUGGAUAUGCAAAACAGAAAUGCCAAUAUAACCUUAAUGGUUGGUCUGGCGAUAGUUGUUGCCUUGUUGGGUAUUAUAGCUGGAAAAUAUAUAUUUUAGUUACAUAAUUUAAUUUUACAUUGGAAAAAAAAAAACAUUUAAAUUUUGAUAAUAAAUACAUAAUAUUAAUUUAUAAAGCAAAAAGCAAAAUAUUGUAUUUUCAAUUUUGAACGCAAAUUAUUUGUGCAUAGUCCUAUCUGUUUAGUUCUUUAAAAAAAUAAUAUAUAUAUAUAUAUAUAUAUAUAUUAAAUUAAGUUGCCAUCUAUGAUUAAUAUUAUCCUAUUCAUAUUUAUGCGCAUAUUAAUUUGGGAAUACAUAAAUAAAAACCUUUCUUUAUGCACAGAUAAAUUAGCUUAAAAGCCCGUUUAUGGUUCAGGUGAUUAGUUGAAGGUUAUUUGAUUAUUAUUUUUUCUUCUUAAAGUUAUUAUCUUUAA